This is a messenger RNA of Dovyalis caffra, 309 nucleotides long. The record is from the annotation of a GenBank genome assembly. Lineage: Eukaryota; Viridiplantae; Streptophyta; Magnoliopsida; Malpighiales; Salicaceae.
AUGUGUGUAUUUCAGUCUCGCAAGCAGACAAGAUUACUGCAGAGAAGCCAGGGGACGGCAAAAAUUCCAGUGAGACUGCUUCAUGGACUUGAACACUGCCACAACUGUGGGAUAUUGCACCGUGAUAUAAAGGGUUCAAAUCUUCAGAUUGACUCUAAUGGCAAUCUCAAGAUUGCUGAUUUUGGACUGGGAACCUUUUUCUCUUCACCUCAGAAGCAGCCUCUUACAUGUCGGGUGGUUACUUUGUGGUACAGACCUCCAGAGUUUUUGCUUGGGGGCACAGACUAUGGAGUUACUAUGGAUCUAUGA